UGGAAGGAAAGUCAUGUCAGGUGACUCUACUAGGAUUGGAAAUAAUGAGUUGCCAUACUCACAAGAAAAGCAGGAUUACAGUUCUCCCAGGGACACGGAUGUUUUCGCUGCCUCUGCAGGGCAAUUUUUUUGAUCCUAGUAUACUGAACUUGAGUAGAAUAAAGAAGAUGAGGCGGAGGAUAACCCAGCGAUAUGACCGACGUCCCUUCAUCACUCUCCUGCAGGGCAUAUAUAGCUGUCGCUGGAAACGCUACCAGUGGUUUGAGCUAGAGAAUGGUACUACUUGCUGUUUGCUGGGAGAUCAGAUAUUUUUCCCCUUCCUGCUUGCGACAUUAUGCUUGUCAUUCAUGUUUCUGUACAUGUGGCUGGAAGCGAAGAACGACUACUCCACCUUUGAUGAGUACAUUUACCAGUUCACAAAACAUUGGUUUUACUGGUCCUUCUUUCUGGUGAUUUCAGCCUCAGUCAUGGCCAGUUACGUCAUGUUCCUCAUGAUCACAGGGAUCUGUUUGCUUGCAAAAGGGCAGCAGCUAUACCUGCAUUGGUGCAAUAAGAUUGGCGCUCUGUUGGUCUUGAGCAUAUGCAUCCUUGCUUUUCUGUCCGUAAGCUUAUUUUAUGAGGAAAAAUGGAAAGCUGCUGAGGUAUCACUACAGAUGACUGCUCCCUACGUACAUCUCUUUGGCAUAUGCAUGAUGGUGGUUUUUUCAUGGCCCAUAGCCCUCUAUUUUGCCAAGCUGAAUAAAACAGCUUUAGCUCUUAUGGAGGUGGAGCCCAAAGGUCAGAAAGAAGCCUAUGAAAAGUCUAGGAAAAUAAUGAAAAUUAGAGCCAUUCAGUUCGUCAGUGUUAUUUCCUUCUUGGUCGUUCUUCUUAUUAUGUACAUCCCCCUAGGGAUACAUUCUCCCUGUCUCCGAGAAAACAAGACACUGGGACCCAAACCAACUUUCAUUGGGCACAGAGGCGCACCAAUGCUGGCACCAGAGAAUACUCAGAUGGCCUUUGAGAAAGCUAUUGAACAUGGUGCCACAGGGCUGGAGACUGAUGUCACCCUCAGUUAUGAUGGUGUUCCUUUCCUCAUGCAUGACUCCACCCUGAGGAGAACAACCAAUAUCCAUGAGAUCUUGCCGGAUUUCUCUGACAUGCCUGCUUCUAUGUUCACUUGGCAAAUUCUGGAAACCCUGAACUCAGGCCAAUGGUUCUUCAAGGCUAAGCCAUUUAAAUACAUGGCACCGCUGACAAAAGAAGAUGAAGAGAUGGCAAAGAAUCAGUCAAUUAUGAAACUCAGCAAUUUCUUGAGACUUGCAAACAAGGAAAAUAAACUGGUGAUAUUUGAUCUCUACCGUCCCCCAAAGAAACAUCCUUACAGAAAUACAUGGAUCAUGAAAGUGUUAGAAGUGAUGAUCAAUGAAGUUGGGAUUAAAAGCCAGCUGGUCCUUUGGUUACCAGGGCAGUACAGGGCAGAUGUCCAAAUGAUAGCUCUUUACAGGCAAGUGCUGGGAAAGAAGUUGCCUCUUCCUGACCUCUUGAGAAUGGGAAUUAGAGGAUUGAACCUUCCUUACAAGGACAUAAACAGCAAGGAUAUCAAGGAAUAUGAGAAGUAUGGCAUCUUCACCAACAUCUACGUGAUCAACGAGCCCUGGUUAUACUCCCUGGCCUGGUGUGCUGGGGUUCAUUCAGUCACCACUAACACCAUCCAGAUACUGAAGAACAUUAAAAGCCCAUUCUUCUUAAUGACACCAGAGGAGUAUAUGAGAAUGUGGAUACUGCUGGACUUGAUCUCUGCCUUAGUCAUUAUGGUUGUGUUUUUUUUCCACUGGUGGAGACAGAAAGGAUGGUGUGAACUGACUGCAAAAAAGUCAAGUCCAGUAUUUCCAAUGUCUGGGGUUACAGGUGUCAAAGAGAAUAUUGAAGAGGUCCAAAAACAAAAUAAAAAUAAUGAAAAUCAGGAAGAAAUUCCAGUAUCAUCAAGUCCUUCUGACAAAACUACAGGAGAAUAUUGGGAUUCUGUCUUAGAAAUGAAACGAGAAAAAGUGAAAAUGACCAGGAGCCUGAGCACAGAGAGUGUUAUGGGAUCAAAUGGUGAAGACAGGCAAGACCUGUCCAGCGUCACACUGGGAGACUUCAAUGAUGACGCCUCCAGUGAAAAGCUUCCCAAGUAUUCUGUCCUGUCAAAGUUCUGCUGCAUCUCCUGAUCCUGGACCAUGGCCCAAGAAGAUUCCCUAGACUCCAUCUCCCCUCCUGUAUGUGCAUGUUACUCAGCCCUCUCUCCGCCUCUUUUUCCAUCUCUCUCUCUGCAUCAAGUAGUGGUGGUAGGAGGAGGGAGGGAGGAAGCUGAAGGCCAAUCAAAGAUGGUUUCCUGAGAGUACAAGUUGUCAUCUGCUCUGGCUUUGAGCAAGAAGGACUAGGCCAGCCUGAACCCUGGAAUCCCAUUCUCCUCCCCCAUGUCCCCCAGAAAGCCUACCAUGGCAUAGAGGGGAGGGAGCUUGAAAGGGUCAAGGGCAAGAGUCCCCCCUCCACCUAUCAUCCCAGCAGGGCUGCAGGCUACUGUGGACCUGGUCUGAACCAAACCAAGGACUGGCAAGGAGCUAGGUGAUCCUGCCAUUGAUUCCCCUAGAACUGACAUUCCGGGGCAGCAUAGCCAGAUUUGGGGAUGAGGUAUGGAUAGCUUAGAAGUUCCCUGGGUCACUUCUGGGGUGGAAGAUACCCAGGAAAGCUGAGACAUGUCAAGACCUUUGCAGAAGAGGCCAGGUACCACUUCUUUACCAUGUCCUACAAAGAUCUGCCAGGAUCACCUAUGAGGCUCCAUGGUGACACCAUCCAUGGGGGCUCUUGACAUCAGAAUUGGCAUUCUUACUGUAGGGAUAGCAUAGCCCUCCUCCUGCCCCUCCUCAUCUCUGUAGUAAAUAACUUCUGGUGGUCAGGCUUCAGUAAACAUCGGCACUUCAAUAAAGGAGACAAUGAACCUCUUGUAAAGCC
This is a messenger RNA of Phascolarctos cinereus (koala), 2973 nucleotides long. The record is from RefSeq and is a predicted model, not a curated record. Lineage: Eukaryota; Metazoa; Chordata; Mammalia; Diprotodontia; Phascolarctidae.